Messenger RNA from Monoraphidium neglectum, 315 nucleotides. RefSeq lists its product as hypothetical. The record is from RefSeq and is a predicted model, not a curated record. Lineage: Eukaryota; Viridiplantae; Chlorophyta; Chlorophyceae; Sphaeropleales; Selenastraceae. The transcript has 2 exons. The coding region runs from base 1 to 315 and encodes 104 amino acids.
AUGCAGCUGCCCGACGUCCGGGCCGCCUUCCUGUCAGUCAUGGCCUCCCUGGCCUCCGGACCGCUGGGCGCGCGGCUGAUGCUGGCCCAGUUUGCCGCCAGCGCGGCGCGGCCCGAGCUGGAGCACCUGACGUGGCGCACGCUGUUCAGGACGCUGGUCGGUUACUGCGGAAGGUACCAGCAGAUUGAGGCGGAGAAGGCGGCCGCGGGCGCCGCCGUGGGCGGCCUCAUGACGGCGCCCUCCUCCGCCGACGACAAGCUGAUGCACCCCGGGGAGGAGAAGCUGCUGGUCGCCUACCUGCAGCUGCUCGCGUGA